This is a messenger RNA of Seriola dumerili (greater amberjack), 3087 nucleotides long. Its product is annotated as emerin. The transcript is spliced from 7 exons. The record is from RefSeq and is a predicted model, not a curated record. The coding region runs from base 209 to 790 and encodes 193 amino acids. NCBI's taxonomy places the organism in Eukaryota, Metazoa, Chordata, Actinopteri, Carangiformes, Carangidae.
AAACGAGGGCGGGUUUUAGCAUCUGCAUGUUUUCGAGCCACCGGAGGAUCUGUCCCUAUUACCCGCGCGACAAAUCGAGCUUCCGCUCAUUAUCGGUGGGCGGAGUUAUAACCGUGGUCUCUUUUUGCGAACUGAAACUACAGCUCAACCGAAACAACACAGAUAUAACGCUACAACGAAGUCUAACGACAAAAAGCGAACUAAAACAAUGUCUUCGCUAAGUAGUAAGUCUGCGCAGGACAUUAGCGACCUGCUGGAUGAAUACGGGAUAAAGCACGGACCUGUGGUCGACUCCACCAGAAGUCUGUAUGAAAAGAAGCUGAGAGAGGCCAUGGCCAAAGGGAAAAGAGCAAGUUAUAGACCAUCACCUGACAAGACCUACUACAGAGAAGAGGAGGAGGAAGUCACCUACGUUUACAGGACACCAGUCAGAAGUGACGCUGCAGGAGACUAUGGAGACGGUCGGCCUUCCAUGAGCUCAAGACCAGGGUGGUCUGAGAGAGAAUUCGAACAUGAGACGUCCUACUCAACCUACUCAAGGUCAAAGCCUGAAUACAGAGGACAGACUUUUGUUGAUGAGCCCAACAUAUACGAGAAGGCAGUCUCUUACAGAAACUCCAAUUUGAAAUCGACGCCCAUGAAAUAUGAACAAGAUGCUCCGAAGGCACCGAAGUCAUCUCGCCUCAUCCCACUGUGGGUUCAGUUCGUGUUCUUCCUGGCUGUGGCAGUCUUCCUCUACUUAGUUUUUUCCAGUAUGGAGACAAACGAAUCCCUCAAAGGAAUAGAAUGAUUUGGUCUUUUAUUCAUGCUGCUGUUUACAGGGCUGUUACACUUUAUUAUACAUUUUAAUGCAAGGAAUGUAUUUUGGUUAAUGCCUUUAUUUUAGACAUUGCUGAAAUUGUGGUUUAUGCAAUAUUUGUGUGUGUUAUAAUUGUAGUUUAUUUGCUUGCUUAUGCUUAAAGGUAAAAUACAUGAUCGUCACUAAGUACAGCAGCACUACUAGAAUAGAUGGGGAUGCCACUUAAAAAACAUAAAAUCGUACUUCUUCUUACGUAGACAGCAUCUGUCUACCUGUCCUGAUAGUUUCACUGUCAUCUGUUCAAAUUUCUAGAUAAUCAGCCUCAGCCAGGCCCAGUACAGUGCAUGCAGUGGAGUUCGGUUCAUGGUGCUAAAUGUGAAAAGAAAAGUACAUUUUUAAAACUUAACUCAGAUACUAUGCCACAGUUGCAUAUUAAAUAUCCACAAAAUACUGACUACAGUUCAGUGUCAAAGGUGCUGUGACAGAUCUUUUAUAGUAUCCCAAAAAUUUUCUUUUUUCCAUUGUUGUAGUGCUUGGUGUCUCAUGGUAUGCUGUGGAUAUUGUUAAUAAUUAUAUACUCGUACAAUUCUUCCUUUUGUCAGUUAUCUGAAAUAAUUAAAGUUUGUGAUACAAGUGCCUCAACCGUUUUAUAGGAUUAAUUGGGAUAUAAUUGUUAAUGUUUUUUAAGUGUUUAAUAAGUAGUUGGGGAAAAACUUUUAUCUUGAUUUAAAAAAAGAAAAAAAAAAAAAGAGGUUGCACUUGUUAUACAAGCUGUGAUGUCAUGUUUAUGCUUUGCUUCACUAGAAUUAAUUCAGAGAUAUCACACUUUUGUACUACAAAAUUCAACCUUUACACCCUGUUGUGAAUUGUUUUGAAUUUGCAUUUCAUAAUCCAAAUAUAAAAGACCUUUAAUGAGUAAACAAGUGUCAAGUAAUUUAUUCAGGAGCAAAAACAAAAAUUAAAUGUUUAAAUAACUGAGGGUAUAAAAAUAAACAAACUGUAUGAUGCAUUAUUGAUAGCACUUUCUCCUUUUAUGGAGUUUGAUCUGAUGCUAUUAAUUACACAGUACAUGCAGUAAUAUUAAAAAAAAACUGAAGCGAAGCUCCAACAACAGCAACAUUUUAAUCAACUCUAGUUUCUACUUACACACUAAGUGCAGUACAUGUAGUUAAUGGCAUAAGAUGCAUAGUAGGGUUACACUUAAAGUACAAAAACUUCUAAUCCUUAAAGGAUCAUUGAUCUGUGGAAGCAAGUACAUAAUAAGCUAGUGGAGCUUGUCAUUAUUGUUACCUGUUAAUAAAUAUAAAACAAUGUUUUUGAACUGGAUAUACAGUGGAUAUAAAAAGUCUACAGACCCCUGUUAAAAUGCCAGGUUUUUGUGAUGUAAAGAAAUGAGACCAGGAUAAAUACUUUUUUUUAAUUUACUUUUUCCACCUUUAAUGUGACCUAUAACCUGUACAAUUCAACUGAAAACCAACCAAAUCUUUUAGGGGGGAAAAAAUAAGAAGACUAAAACUAUAUAUAUAUAUAUAUAUAUAAAAUUAAAAAAAAUAAAAUAACGUGGUUGCACAAGUGUGCACACCCUUAAACUAACUCUCAAAGUCUUUUUGGGUAGGACUCUAUCAGUAUGGCACAUCUUGACUUGGCAAUAUUUGCCCACUCUUCCUUGCAAAGGCGCUCCAAAUCAGUCAGAUUGUGAGGGCAUCUCCUGUGCACAGCCCUCUGCAGGCCACCCCACAGGUUUCCAAUUGGAUUCAAGUCUGAGCUUUGGCUGGGCCAUUCCAAAUCUUCUAGUGAAGCGAUUCUUUUGUUGAUUUGGAUGUAUGCUUUGGGUCGUUGUCGUGAUGAAAGAUGAAAUUCCUCUUCAUCUUUCUAGCAGAUGCCUGAUGGUUUUGUGCCAAAAUUGACUGCUAUUUGGAACUGUUCAUAAUUCCCUCUACCUUAACUAAAGCCCCACUUCCAGCUGAAUAAAAACACCACCACCACGCUUCACCGUGGGUAUCGCGUUCUUUCUAUGAUGUGUUGUUUUUACACCAAACAUUCCUUUUGUAAUUAUGGUCAAAAAGUUCAACCUUGGUAUCAUCAGACCAUAACACAUUUUCCUACAUGCUUUUGGGAGACUUGUUGUAUGUUUUUGCAAAAUUUAGCUUGGAUGUUUUUCUUCCGUUUUGCCACUCUUCCCCCGUAGCCCAGACGUAUGAAGAAUAUGGGAGAUUGUUGUCACAUGUAGUACACAACCAGUACUUGCUAGAAAUUUCUGCAGUUCUUUUAAUGUUAGUGUAGGCCUC